GGAGCGGCAGAGUCAUCCGGAACUCCGCGGAAACGAGUCGCGACUUAGACUCGGGGAAAAAAGAAAAAAAAGAAAACGCAUUCCCGCGGAAACGUGGAAACGUCCAUUGGCGGAAAGGAAGGAUAUAGGAGGCUAAAGGGAUUCGUAGACUAAACUUAAACAUUUAAAAUGAACUUACGGUCGAGUUAAAAGGGAGAAACAAAUGUGCCUUGUCGAUUUUAAGGUGAUAAGGUGGAAACGACCUUCAGUGCUGCGAGGAGAGAAAUUUGCCGAAGGAGGAUAUUACGCUGAAGGUUUUGAAAAAUGCAUUUUGGAGCUUAAGAAGAUGAUUUUACGCUAGGAAGAGGUUACGUCGACCUUGGGGAAACGCUCUCCAGGUUUCCUGAUAACGUUAUCCGGGCUUGAAUGGGAUUUCUUUUAUGUUCAUCUCGUUAUAUAAAUGUGAUUUUUCAAAAUAAAGAGUAUGUGAGGAGGAGGAGGGACGAGAGGGGGACUUUCGAGGAGGAAAAAGAACGAGAUUUAUGAUCCUUGAGGACGGAAGUGGAAAUUGAAGGAUAUUUUAUCUCGGAUCGAAAACUCCAUUCGAUAUCCUGGACGUCGUCUUCGAGAAGAGAGGUCUCUCGAAGGAUCGACCUCGAGGACUACGUGCUGCUCCGGAAGUUAACUUCCGAGAAGCCUUUAGCUCAGGAAUAAAAAUAGAACACGGUCGAGUCCUGCGCAAGGAUACUCAACGUAUGAAUAUCUUCGAGGCGAGGUUUAAAAUUUAUAUAGAGGAAAACCAGGACUGCACUUUGGCUUAGGCGAAUCCCCCGGAAGAAGCUUCCUUCGGAAAUACGAGAAAAGUCGGAAAAGCCGAGGGGACUUCGUCUGUAUUAAAUACAGAUGGCAUUUUGCGAAAAGUGAUUCCGAUCUUCUGGGAUAAAACUUCGAGAAGCUUCGAAACGAGGCUGGGGAAAUAAAAAUAGACGCUCGUCUUAUGUAAGGAUACGUGGAAAUUGAAGUAAAAUUGCGACGUUCGAUGCGUAAAUUCAACGGAAAGGAAACGACGGUUAACGAGGGAUUUAAUUCUAAUGACUUUGUACAAGCUGGGCUCCCUGCGAAUAAACAGGGAAAUAUUGGGAAAGAAAUAUGUAAGAGUUCACGCGGCGCUGGGGAACGGCGGCCAUCUUGGAAAUCGUGGACGGACGCGGAGUAGCUUUUCUUUUGCAAGAAACAACCGAGAAAUAGAACGCAUCGAGUGCGAGAUACGACAGGAGAAUAUGAGUUAUAUCCUCGUUUGCAUCCUCGAAGAAGGAAACCACGUAUAUUUCAAGCGGAUAAGAAGAUGCGAUCACUUUUGACGAGCCAUUGUCGCGUCUCGUCGCCGGCGAAGUGCUCGAGGGCGUCCUUGCAAGUUUCGGACCCAAUUUUCUCGGCAAUUUUUUAGAAAGGUUUAGAGGGCGUCACUGGGAGUGGUUUUUAAUAUUUAUUAACUAGACUAAGAGGAGAAUCGGAAGAGCAAAAUGGAUUCCAUAAGGGACUUGAAGAGGCUUCUCUACGAGCGAACCGAGGCUCUUCGUCGGCGCGACGAGACCGUGGAGACUCUGGAGAAGACCCUGGAAGAAAAAGAGGCGACGAUUCGCCAUCUGAGGAACGAGAUCGACAAGUUUCGACAGAUCGUAGAAUUCGGGAUGUCCUCGGGUCCCUUGGGACCCGAACAGAGGUCCAAAAGACAAGCCAUAUCCGCGGAGCCCUUGAAGAACGACUCCGUCCCCGUUCCGAAAUUCGGGAAACCUCAGAGGUCUCGGGAGCUCAUCAAGGGCGCCAUCCUGGACAAUGACUUCAUGAAGAACCUGGAGUUGACGCAGAUCCAUGAAAUCGUGGACUGCAUGUAUCCCGUCAGCUUCCCCGCUGGGUCCAUCAUCAUCCGCGAGGGAGAUGUCGGCUCCAUCGUCUACGUCAUGGAGAAGGGCAAGGUGGAGGUCUCGAGGGACGGCAAGUACUUGAGCACCCUGGCUCCUGGGAAGGUCCUUGGGGAGCUGGCGAUCCUUUACAAUUGCAAGAGGACGGCUACUAUCACUGCUGCCACGGACUGCCAAUUGUGGGCCAUAGAUAGACAAUGUUUCCAGACUAUCAUGAUGAGGACCGGCCUGUCUCGGCAGGCCGAAUAUACAGACUUUCUCAAAAGUGUUCCGAUUUUCAAGAAUCUGCCGGAGGAGACUCUCAUCAAGAUCUCCGACGUGUUGGAAGAGACGUUCUACAACAAUGGCGAUUAUAUUAUCAGACAAGGAGCACGAGGGGAUACCUUUUUCAUUAUUAGUAGAGGCCAAGUGCGCGUGACGAUUAAACAACCUGACACUAUAGAGGAGAAGUACAUCAGGACCUUGGGCAAGGGUGACUUCUUCGGGGAGAAGGCUCUUCAAGGGGACGACCUGAGGACGGCCAACAUUGUUGCUGACGACCCAGAAGGAGUCAGUUGUCUGGUCAUCGACCGGGAGACCUUCAAUCAGCUGAUCUCCUCCCUAGACGAGAUUAGAACAAGAUACAAGGACGAGCUCGUCGAGCGCAGAAGGUUGAACGAGGAAUUCAGAGAGCUUCGACUAAACGACCUGAGGCCGUUGGCUACUCUAGGUGUAGGUGGGUUCGGCAGGGUAGAGCUGGUGCAGAUCGCAGGAGACGGCUCCAGGUCGUUCGCCCUGAAGCAGAUGAAGAAGGCGCAGAUCGUCGAGACCCGACAGCAGCAGCACAUCAUGUCCGAGAAGAGGAUCAUGGGCGAGGCCGACUGCGACUUCGUCGUGAAGCUCUUCAAGACCUUCAAGGACAGGAAGUACCUGUACAUGCUGAUGGAAGCCUGUCUCGGUGGAGAACUCUGGACCGUCCUGAGGGACAGGGGACACUUCGACGACGGCACCACCAGGUUUUACACGGCUUGUGUCGUCGAGGCCUUCGACUACCUGCACUCCAGGAACAUCAUCUACAGGGAUCUCAAGCCGGAGAACUUGUUGCUCGAUAGUCACGGGUACGUCAAGCUGGUGGAUUUCGGAUUCGCGAAGAGACUGGAGAACGGGAAGAAGACCUGGACCUUCUGCGGCACUCCGGAAUACGUCGCCCCGGAGGUGAUCCUCAACAAGGGCCACGACAUCAGCGCCGAUUACUGGUCCCUGGGAGUCCUCAUGUUCGAGCUCUUGACCGGAACACCUCCGUUCACCGGCGCCGACCCCAUGAAGACUUACAACAUCAUCCUCAAGGGAAUCGACGCCAUCGAGUUCCCCAGGACCAUCACGCGCAACGCCACCGCGCUCAUCAAGAAACUCUGCAGGGAUAAUCCAGCGGAGCGUCUAGGUUACCAGAAAGGCGGCAUCAGUGAAAUUCAGAAGCACAAAUGGUUCGACGGGUUCAACUGGGAGGGACUCAGGGCGAGAACUCUGGAGCCUCCUAUUAUGCCAAGAGUCCAGGGUGCCACUGAUACCGCAAACUUUGACGAGUACCCACCGGACUCGGAUCCACCUCCUCCGGAUGACACCUCCGGCUGGGACAAUGACUUUUAACCCCAGAGUCCUUUUCGCGUCCUCGAGACGGCGAGGUAUUAUCCGAUGGUGCGAUAGGUUCAAUUGGGAUGAGCCGAGUGUCGGGACGCCCUGGAGUAGUUGGACGUGUUUUUCCACUCCUGGGCAUCGUCGACGUCGGGGAUUUCUCUACGAAGGUCCUCCGGGCGAAGACCAUCACCGGGGACCAACUUCUCUUAAUUCAACGCCCUCGUGUCGAGGCGGGGAUUUUAUUCCUGUGGACGGCCUCGUGGUUAACCCGAGAAAUCGCGACGGUCCUCGGCAGGCUGAUCUCUCGACUCGACGAUGUACAAUCUUAAUUUCUAACCACGCUGAUAAGGAAAUUGACGCGAAGAGCUAUGCCGGCAAGAUGAGACGUUUUUAACGGCUGCGAAGUUACUAAAUUGUAUAAAAGGUUUGUGCAAUAUGGCGUCUCACCGCGCUCGAGUAUGUCGACCUUGCGACUCUGUUGGAAUAUUGUAACGAUAUUGUGCAAUAUAAUCGUACCGAUAGUUAUAUCGCGAGAAUGUUGAGAUGUUCGGCAGUUACUGUUUAAAAAGAAAAAGAAAGGAAAAAAGGCAUCGCUACAAAGCUGCGGCCAGUAAUAUCGAGUUAAUCUUGCUUCGUGGCGAUCUUAACCCUUCCCUGUUUUAUCAAAUUUGUACAUAUCGAAACUGUUUUGCGGCAAUUUUUUUUAUUGAUAUCGUAACGAGGAGCGACCAGUGUUUCGAGUUGUACGGGUCGAGGGCUCGGGCUUAUUCCGACUAGGGAAAUUUUCUCGUGAAGACGUCCCUCCCGAACGACCCGCUGAUGCGUUUUUCCCCCAGGAGUUCCGUCCUCCUCUCGAGGACGAGCUGGGAGUCGACGAUCCGUACUUACGUCGGGCCGCAGGUGGAGGGACGUUUCCACUCGGAAUUCCGAAGCGACGGAUGAGGGCGAGAUUUUUAGAUUUUAUAUAAAUAUAUAAAUAUAUAUAUAUAAAUAUAUUUUCGCACGAUAAACGCGCGAGCCGCGAGUGCCAUUUUCCCCCAGAUGCGGUUCCAGGCGAAGACCCGACUUUCGCCCUCCAUAUUCGCCGACGAGGCGCGUGAGCCUGCUAAAUUAAUUGUUGUUUGAUCCAUUUUAUAGUUUAUUAUGACAAUUCUAUUUUAAUUAUACGAGAAAAUGUGUAAAUAAAUCAAUAUACAUACGUGAAGCGUG
Molecule: messenger RNA, 4724 nt
Organism: Orussus abietinus
Lineage: Eukaryota; Metazoa; Arthropoda; Insecta; Hymenoptera; Orussidae
Gene: for
Product: cGMP-dependent protein kinase, isozyme 2 forms cD4/T1/T3A/T3B
Exons: 11
Coding region: 1503-3527 (674 amino acids)
Biological process (GO): protein phosphorylation
Molecular function (GO): ATP binding; cGMP-dependent protein kinase activity
Source: RefSeq, a predicted model, not a curated record